GCUCGGGCAUGAAAUGUCCAUUGUGAGGAAAUUGAAUUAGGCUAUGCUUCUUUUGCUUUAGUAAGCGUGUUAAAAUGAUAAUGAUGGCUUCUGCUAAAUGAACCUUGCCCGUAUGUGUAAUGUACUACCAUUAUGUGGCUAUGCAUAACAAGCUUCUCAUUAAGAACAAACGGAUCAGCCAGAUGUUGGAUAUAUAUACGGAAGUAAGUUGGAAAUUUGAGGCACAAAAUUAGGUGUAAUCACUAUGUGUCGUACUGUGUGGAUUGUGGCAAUCGUAGCGGGCAUCGCGUAUGUCCACCAGCUAGAGGCGUCGGUGCGCAUUACCAACUACACGGACGAGUGGGAUCCAAAGUAUCUGGAUGUGGAUUUGCGCGUUCGUCGGCUGGACCAAACCACUUCCAUAGAUUUUGAUUUGGAUCUUAAGCAGGAGCUCGACAAGAAUGUUGAGUACGAUGUGCGGUUGUGCAAACGGGUAGCCGGUAAAUAUCAUCAGAUGAUGUACACGGGCAAGCAGCAGCUUUGCGGCAAGGAGCUGCGCCGGUCGCGCAAUCUGCUCGACCGAUACAUUGCUUCGGAGCUGGUGAAACACUCGAACCUGACGACCCGGUGCCCCAUCAAGACUGGGCACUACGAGGUGCGGAACUUUGAAAUUGACGAUCGCCAUCUGAUGAUGAGCGUGAUACCGUCGGGCGAGUUUCUGAUCGAGGUCGGCGUGUAUCAUCGCGGCAAGGAGAUCAAAAUGAACCGCUGGUUUGUGACGGCAACGUAAAUUUGCCCGGAUACUGCUGUUUAAGCUGCAAUUUCACGCUAACGGUAAGACUAUUAAUUCGCAUUUAGUGUAAAUGCUAUCAUGUUUGCUCUGUGGGGUGUAUAAAGCCAUGUUUUGGGAGGUAAAAAAAACGAUGAAAUUAGUGAUAUUGUCCGAAAUGGAAUGGUCCAGAUUCUUUUUCACUUUUUAAAACAUUUUAAUCCACCGUCGGAAACCAUUCUACAGCAUUACUCGUCUUAAUCCUCCGUACCAGUUGGAGCGAAAAAUUUUCUCAUUCUUCGGUCCAAUGUAGCAGUUCACAGUGAAGCCGAAGUUCGUCUCUGGCAGAAACGGUGGCAGUUUGACGCGAUUUAGCGUCACGUUUUUGAAAACAUAGCGCUCCGGUUGGAUAGGACAGCCGGUGGGCACUUUGCCAUGCUGCCGCAAGUCAUCGAUCACUAAUGCACCGAACCGAUCGACGCUUGGUCGCUGCAGAAACCCGCAAAAGUCGUACGUUUUGUUGUAAAUCCAUUUUUCGGAAUUCAGAAUGCGCACAAAGUAUCCAACAUUCAUCUAGGCAAAACAUUGGGAAAAUUGGCAAAAGCAAAGCGUUACGCGUUUUCUUUUCAGGGGAUUGGUGGGCGGGAUCUGCGCUUACUCGGAGCUUAUCAAGCGGAGAAAGUACGUGGACCUCCAGGUCCAUGGUAAAGUUUUGAUACGAACCAUGAUGAUGGAUAGCAACACUGGUGUUAACGUAGUUAGAGCUACCCUCUACCUUUGCCC
Anopheles merus is the source of this 1531-nucleotide messenger RNA. RefSeq lists its product as uncharacterized. NCBI's taxonomy places the organism in Eukaryota, Metazoa, Arthropoda, Insecta, Diptera, Culicidae. The transcript has 2 exons. The record is from RefSeq and is a predicted model, not a curated record. Bases 245 to 769 code for a protein of 174 amino acids.